GGGGUGUUGGGAUUGGAACUGUGGGUGAUGCCCAGAGUUUUUAUCCCUGGUGGUUCUGGACUGGGUUGUCUUGUUGGAGGUGGUUUGGGUGAUCACUCCAACCUUGGGCAUCAUCCUAAUGGGAUCAUCAUCUCCCAUCUCUCCAACCUUGGGCAUCAUCCUGAUGGGAUUGUCAUCUCCCAUAGCUCUGCCCUGGGUCUUGUUGGAGGUGGUUUGGGUGAUCACUCCAACCUUGGGCAUCAUCCUGAUGGGAUUGUGAUCUCGCAUGGCUCUGCCCUGGGUCUUGGUGGAGGUGGUUUGGGUGAUCACUCCAACCUUGGGCAUCAUCCUGAUGGGAUUGUCAUCUCCCAUGGCUCUGCCCUGGGUCUUGGUGGAGGUGGUUUGGGUGAUCACUCCAACCUUGGGCAUCAUCCUGAUGGGAUCAUCAUCUCCCCUAGCUCUGCCCUGGGUCUUGGUGGAGGUGGUUUGGGUGAUCACUCCAACCUUGGGCAUCAUCCUGAUGGGAUUGUCAUCUCCCAUAGCUCUGCCCUGGGUCUUGGUGGAGGUGGUUUGGGUGAUCACUCCAACCUUGGGCAUCAUCCUGAUGGGAUCUCUCCAGCCUUGGGCAUCAUCCUGAUGGGAUUGUCAUCUCCCAUAGCUCUGCCCUGGGUCUUGGUGGAGGUGGUUUGGGUGAUCUCUCCAUCCUGUUCCCUCAUCCUGAUGGGGACACAGGAUAUGGUUUGGAUGAGCUCUCCAUCCUUUUCCCUCAUCCCGAUGGGGACACAGGAGAUGGUUUGGAUGAUCUCUCCAUCCUUUGCCCCCAUCCUGAUGGGGACACAGGAGAUGAUUUGGAUGAUCUCUCCAUCCGUUUCCCUCAUCCCAAUGGGGACACAGGAGAUGGUUUGGAUGAUCUCUCCAUCCUUUUCCCUCAUCCCAAUGGGGACACAGGAGAUGGUUUGGAUGAUCUCUCCAUCCUUUUCCCCCAUCCUAAUGGGGACACAGGAGAUGGUUUGGAUGAUCUCUCCAUCCUUUUCCCUCAUCCCAAUGGGGACACAGGAGAUGAUUUGGAUGAGCUCUCCAUCCUUUUCCCUCAUCCUGAUGGGGACACAGGAGAUGAUUUGGAUGAGCUCUCCAUCCUUUUCCCUCAUCCUGAUGGGGACACAGGAGAUGGUUUGGAUGAUGGGGACACAGGAGAUGGUUUGGAUGAUCUCUCCAUCCUUUUCCCUCAUCCCAAUGGGGACACAGGAGAUGGUUUGGAUGAUCUCUCCAUCCUUUCCCUCAUCCCAAUGGGGGCACAGGAGAUGAUUUGGAUGAACUCUCCAUCCUUUUCCCUCAUCCCGAUGGGGGCACCUCCAUACAAUCCUUGGGCGCUUCAUCCAAAGCCCGGCUUCAUCCCAGCUCCAGCCAGGCUUGGGGGCUCUUAGUUGGGUUUGCCAAGGCAGGACCCUCCUCCCAAGGACCUCGAGGAGGCCCCCGAGCCCCAGGGCUGAGCCCUGCUCUGUCCCACGG
Molecule: messenger RNA, 1488 nt
Organism: Myiozetetes cayanensis
Lineage: Eukaryota; Metazoa; Chordata; Aves; Passeriformes; Tyrannidae
Exons: 4
Coding region: 28-1284 (418 amino acids)
Source: RefSeq, a predicted model, not a curated record